Molecule: messenger RNA, 1359 nt
Organism: Drosophila miranda
Lineage: Eukaryota; Metazoa; Arthropoda; Insecta; Diptera; Drosophilidae
Product: U7 snRNA-associated Sm-like protein LSm11
Exons: 1
Coding region: 286-1065 (259 amino acids)
Biological process (GO): mRNA 3'-end processing by stem-loop binding and cleavage
Cellular component (GO): U7 snRNP
Molecular function (GO): U7 snRNA binding
Source: RefSeq, a predicted model, not a curated record
GCUGGAGAAAUCGUGUGCAAUGCAUUCUUAGCUCCCACCCAGUUCAUUAUAUACAGAAUUUGAAUAGAUUUGAAAAUGCCUAUAAGUCCUUUCUUUGAUAUAAACAGGUCCAGGCAUUUUAUUUUAUUAAUCUGCUGCUCCGGGCUAUACAUUUUUGCAUUCCAUCCCUGUCAGGUCUAUCGAUAAGAGUAGUCGCCAUCAAGCCGGCACGCAGAAUUGUUGUGAUUUGAUUUGUAAAAGGAGAGAGAACAAAACAAAGAGAAAAAGAGAAGAAAUCGCCACAAAAUGAAUGACAACGAAGCUAUGGAGCCGCAUACGGAAACACGUGAAGUGUCAGCAGCCCCAGAUCCUGUAUGCAGCGAACACUUUAACCCACUGCGAGCGCUCUAUGAGCCAAAUUAUAAAAUAACAGAAGUACCUCCGAAAGUGCUGUAUCAAAAUCUAGCCGCUUUCGAGAGUGCUCUUAAAAAGUUUGGAGUAUGGCAACUGAACAAGAGACAGAAAUUUGGAACGUCGGCGGGAACUGGCCAAGCAGACCAAAAGUCUUCUUUGCCUUGCACUUCCAAGUCUGUGAUGGUUCUGGAAGAAGCUCCCCAGCGUCGUUUUGAGCCCCAUCAAAUGCCAAUGGUCAGCACUGUAAACAAGAAACAUCAACGGAAUAUUUUUACAUACAUGGAGACGACGGUGGGCCCCCUAGAACUGUUGAAGAAAUGCAUAGUCGCACCAGCUCUAGAGAACAAUUCAAAGAUCCGCGUGCGGGUGGUAAUCCGCAAGGAACGAGAGAUAGGUGGCAGUGUCGAAGGCGAAUUGGUGGCCUACGAUAAACAGUGGAAUCUCCUCUUGAGGAAUGGCACAGAGACAUGGAAGCGGCGCAAAUACAAUUUUGGAGAGCAGAAACUUUGUGGAGCGCCUGUUGAUUGCAGUGCUCGUCUUAGGGAUUUAGGAAUAGUUCUUCCCACAGUAGAGGUGAAGAGCUUGAAACGAAAGAAUGUACAGGUAAAACGGGACCUGCCACAGGUCUUAAUACGAGGGGAAAAUGUGGUACUAGUACGUUUAAUUGAUUAAGAUGAAGACAACUAGUAGAAAUUAUCAAUAGCUAUCAAUCAGCCAGGCUCCCUUUUCCACAAGCACAAAAGCUGUUCGAUUUACUUUUAAAUACACAUAAAUUGGGGCUCCCGGUUUCACAUUCCGCAAGAUUUAAUCGUUUUCAAAACGAAAACAUUUUUGUUGACGAAAUGAAACGAAACGACCCUUAAUUGCCAAAAGGAAAAAAGUAGAUGACUUAUUGAUGCAUUAUCAUAAACGUGACACCUUUUUGUAACUCAACUUUUGCUUUCUUAAUAAAUAAUUUUAUUUUAA